AUGCAGAGGUUCAUAAGACCAUUAUCACAAGCAACCAAACUCUUUGAUAUGCCUAAAGUUAGUGCUGCUUGUAUGAUUAUUGGAGAUGAAGUGUUAAAUGGUAAGAUUAUCGAUACCAAUUCAAGAUUCUUCGCUAGAUACUGUUGGGAUAACGGUAUAUCAUUACGUGAAAUAGUUACUGUUGGCGAUGAUGAAUCUCAAAUCGUGGAAAGUUUACAGCAUUUGACAAAGAAAUAUCAGUUAGUCGUUACCAGUGGAGGUAUCGGACCAACUCAUGAUGAUAUUACAUAUGAAUCCAUAGCGAAGACUUUCCAAUUGCCUGUUAAACUGGACCCAGAAUUACAAAGAAGAAUGCAAAAAUUGUCUAACCCUGAAUCCCAUUUAAGUGAUCAAGCAUUAAAUGAUUUUUAUCGGAUGGCUACUGUACCUUUUGGACCACAAGUUAAGAAUUACUACGUAGACGAUAAAUUAUGGGUGCCUAUCUGUUCAGUGGAUCAUAAAGUUUAUAUACUACCAGGUAUACCACAGCUGUUCAAGAGAAUGAUUGAAGGAUUUACACCACAGUUCAAAGAAAUUUACGGUUUGAAAGAAGAUACUCGAGAAUACGUUAGGUUUUUCGUAAAGACACCAUUUACCGAAUCGCAAAUAUCAUAUUUCUUGAGAAAGUUACAGGAGGAAGCCGCUCAGGUUUCCGAAGAUAUUAAGAUUGGAUCAUAUCCACAUUUCGGUAUGGGAUUUAAUACUAUAAGCAUAUUGGGUACAAAGGAUAACGAGGACUACUUGAAAAACUUAUCUGAUAAGACUAUAAAGGAAUUAAAAGGUGAACCCAUUGCGGCAGAAUUGGAAGAAAAAUACUCAAAUUUACAAAAUUGA
Messenger RNA from Zygosaccharomyces rouxii, 873 nucleotides. RefSeq names its product flavin adenine dinucleotide pyrophosphatase (gene FPY1). The transcript has a single exon. The coding region runs from base 1 to 873 and encodes 290 amino acids. NCBI's taxonomy places the organism in Eukaryota, Fungi, Ascomycota, Saccharomycetes, Saccharomycetales, Saccharomycetaceae. The record is from RefSeq and is a predicted model, not a curated record.